AUGAUCGCACAUGUGCAUUCCAUCCACGUGGAGACAGUCCGUCAUUAUGCAAUCAGAAAUAUUUCACUCUCUUUUUUUUGGUCUGCAGCAGCUUCGUCGGUUUGUCUGCACUGCGGCCACCGGCUGCGCGUGUUGCCCGAUCUGCUGACGGAGCCUGCGCGUGGCCAGUUGACCUCGACGACCGGAGGCCACUCGACAGGCGCCGCUUGGCAACCGACCUGUGCCGCCGGGUCGGUCUCCGAGGCGCAGGAAAGGCAAACCGGCUCGGGCUGGUUGGCCAACUCGACGGCAGCGGCCCAGCUCAGCGAGGAUCGUUGGCUCUUCACCUCUCAGCCAUGGAUGCCGGCUUCGAGCCUGUCCUCUGUGGACGCCUCUGACUCCGGUUACCAUGUGGUAACGGGCCGGCCUGGUGGCGCUAGAGCUGGUCAGGCCGGUCUGAAACUGCUGCGUCCGGGUCUGACGGACCGACAGGUUGGCCGUCGAGUCGGCAGAGACUACUGGAGACACCAUCGGCCGACUUGGCGACCCAAUGCCAGGUGA
Protopolystoma xenopodis is the source of this 540-nucleotide messenger RNA. Lineage: Eukaryota; Metazoa; Platyhelminthes; Monogenea; Polystomatidea; Polystomatidae. The record is from the annotation of a GenBank genome assembly.